Messenger RNA from Colletotrichum lupini, 1764 nucleotides. RefSeq lists its product as uncharacterized. NCBI's taxonomy places the organism in Eukaryota, Fungi, Ascomycota, Sordariomycetes, Glomerellales, Glomerellaceae. The transcript is spliced from 9 exons. The coding region runs from base 1 to 1764 and encodes 587 amino acids. The record is from RefSeq and is a predicted model, not a curated record.
AUGUUCAGGGUCACUAUUCGAGGGCCAGUAAGCAGGCUUAUCUCCGAGUCGGUAGCGCACGCUUUCUCCUGGUCUGUUCCUCAUCCCAUCGCAAAGAUGUUCGUUCGACAUAUAAGCUUGGUCCUCUUGGCGGCUGCGCAAUACACCUUGGGACACCUCCAUUCUCGACAAGAUGGCACGACUCAGGAUCCCGCAGUACUUCUGGCUCUGGGAAUAGAAGCUCUCGGCGGGCGCGAAGCAAUUUCUUCCCUCCAAAGCCUGACAUACGUCGGCGAAACUAUUCUCAGGGGAAGAACUUUGAUGAUGGGAAUAUCCGUCGCGGGUGUGGAUAAUGCUGCCGUAACAGCAGGCCGACAAAACAUUUCUUUUGCCUUUGACGAAACACACGUCAAGCAACGCAUUGACAAGAUCGCGGCACUUGGGCCCGGAUGGACCUUCGGAAGAGCAAAUCUCAUGCCGAUGGACUUUUCCAUCGUUGCCGAGGGUGGUGAAAGUGGAUACGCAGCUGUCACUAGAGGCAGCUACAACUUGUACAAUCCCUCCGGCGAGCCCCAGGGUUACCUCGACGUAUGUCUUCGUCGUGAUUACUUUGAUGAUUUACCUAAUCGCCACAUUAAGAUCCUUUCCAACAACAAAUUCACAACUCGGCAAGGGGAGACAGGAGCGGGAAUAACGUUAGCAGGAGUUCAUGACGAUACGCUCGAGUUAACAGUCCUGUUCGAUCCUGCCACGAAUCUCCCUUACAUCAUUAGAUCCUACGAAGACCACCCCUUUUUCGGCGCAUCGACACAUGACCUUCUCGUUCACGACUACGCUGAAGUCAACGGGGUCCAAAUACCUCAACGAUUCAAGACCAUCUACAACGGCAAGCAUCUUAUUGGAGACUAUCGCGCUGAUCAGACCAUCAUCAACGAUAGUCUACCGAGAGACUUCUUUGCGGUACCAGGCAACGGGACUGUCCCCGAAUCCAGCGUUCCAAAUCGGAACGUUCAAUACAGCUUCUCAGAGAUUGGAGAAACAUCUGCAAACUUUCUCUGGCCGGGCGCCUAUGCCGGAACAAAGGAGUCCAUCGCAGCUUCGAUUUCUCAGCCUCUUCAAGAUCUACCUGGGUUCUGGACCAUCAGCCCCGGCGGUGAUCUAGGGAUGCGGCAAGGUUUGGUUGAGCUUGAGGAUGGUUCUGUUAUUGUCUUGGAUGCUCCGCCGCAUCAGAGCAAGCUCGUCAUUGAGUGGGUUCAGACAAAUCUUGGAAAGAACAUAACACAUGUCUGGCCUACUCACCAUCAUCACGAUCAUGCCUUUGGUGUAGUAGACUAUGUCGCACAAGGCGCAAGACUCAUUGUGCCUGAGCAUGCCGCGGGAUACUACACUACUGUCCCUAGAGAGCAAGUGGUCUCUUAUCCACGUGGUGGUUCCUAUGUGCUCAAAGACAGCAAGUUGCAGCUUGCUCUCGUUGACAUGGAAGCCACUAUUCACGCCGAGGACCAUGGCUACGCCCUUGUUAUCCCAUCUUGCCCAGUUGAGACGAGCUCUUCGGCAAUUUUUGAUGCGGACCAUGGAAACUUGGCGUUUAUUGAAACGUUUGAUCACGCAGCCGUGCAGGAGCUUCUUAACUCCCUCACUCGGGACAAAGUACCAGGCAAUGCGCAUAGCUUCUUCCCCUCGCAUGGCCCUGCAGGUAAUAUCACAGACCUGAUCAGCGUUUCCGGCUUCAUGUAUCCAUCAUUCUCUCCCAAGGAGUUUGUCCACAGCCAGAUGGCUUGCUGA